GCUAGCUAAGCAGGGAGGGGCUUAUACAACAAGUUGCGUCGUCUACGAACUUGUUUCCAUAUUUCAGCCCACGCCAUAGCACUUGGUCGCCUCCACUUCAUUAAUUUAAGGGCCUGAUCCAGACUAACCAUGGGUGUUGAGGGUGGAAUGAAAUGUGUGAAGUACCUACUCUUCUUUUUCAACUUUAUCUUUUGGCUGUGUGGCCUGGCUAUGAUAGUCGUGGGCGUUUUGGUUCAGGUGGCUAUCAACAACACCAUAGUGAUCAAUAAUGUCUCAGCUUCAUCAGUUCCCAUUGUCAUCAUUGUAGUCGGCGUCAUCGUCUUCUUCAUCGCCUUUUUCGGCUGCUGUGGGGCCUGGAAGGAGAGCUACUGCAUGGUGACCAUGUUCUCUAUCCUUCUGAGUUUGAUCAUUAUCAUUGAGAUUGGUGCAGCCAUCGCUGGAUAUGUCUUCCGAGGGAAACUGACGGAUAUCGUCCACGACAGUCUCAAUGACAUGGUGAACAGGUACAGCAAUGGCAGUAAGGAAUUCCAGGAGGCCGUGGACAAACUGCAAACAGACCUGAAAUGUUGUGGAAUGAACAGCUCCGCUGACUGGAGAGGAACAUUUGGGACUGGUGCAGAUGUGCCAGACUCGUGCUGUGUCACUGUGACCAAUAACUGUGGUAAGGGAGCCAUGCUGAAUCCAGGAAAGGUGCACAUAACGGGGUGUGAGGCACUUGUGGAGGAGAUGUUGAAGAAGAACACCUUGUGGAUCAUUAUCGCGGCACUGGUGAUCGCAUUCCUGCAGAUCAUGGGCAUUAUUUUUGCCUGCAUGUUGAUGAGAGGCAUUCGUAGUGGCUAUGAAGUCAUGUGAUAAUUCUACCAAUAAAAGGGGAAUGGCUAAUGGUUGCAAUGUCAGGUCAUCAUGUUCAAACAUUUUUGAAUUUCCUAUUAUUCAUUAUUCUUCUUCCACAUAACCACAAAAUACCUUUGGAAUGACGCUGGAAAAUGUCAUAUGCCAAGAAUAUCAAUGUUAGCUUUGUUGUAUUUUUUAAGUAGAAUUUUAUUUAAAUAGGGCAACAUUCUUAAAAUUGCACUUUUCUUUUGUUUCAUAUUGUUUUGCAAUGUUUAAUCUCAUUAACAUUUUACUGUAGAUGUUUUUUUUUUUUUUUUUAAAGGUAUUAGUCUGUUCAUCCUGGUUCCCACAUUUCUAUGGAUUUUUAUUAAACAUUUCAGUUGAUACCUUAAA
Esox lucius (northern pike) is the source of this 1227-nucleotide messenger RNA. It is a transcript of the gene cd63, whose product is annotated as CD63 molecule. Lineage: Eukaryota; Metazoa; Chordata; Actinopteri; Esociformes; Esocidae. The transcript is spliced from 8 exons. Bases 130 to 852 code for a protein of 240 amino acids. Gene Ontology annotation, cellular component: membrane. The record is from RefSeq and is a predicted model, not a curated record.